This is a messenger RNA of Verticillium dahliae VdLs.17, 1115 nucleotides long. RefSeq lists its product as uncharacterized. The transcript has 6 exons. Lineage: Eukaryota; Fungi; Ascomycota; Sordariomycetes; Glomerellales; Plectosphaerellaceae. The record is from RefSeq and is a predicted model, not a curated record. Bases 100 to 1059 code for a protein of 319 amino acids.
GGCGACCUCAAACACAGCCAUCUCACCAUCAUCGCCACCAGAAGCAGUCUCCAACUAUUCACACACGAUUCUCAUCCUUUCAUAGUAACUCCAGCCGCCAUGGUCCAGAUCGCAGUAGUGGGUGGCAACUCCGGCCUUGCCCUUGAAGUCAUUGAAGAGCUUGUGCGGGACAAGAAGCACGACGUUCUCGCAAUCUGUCGCAAGGAUCCGAGCCAGUUUAUCCAGAGAGACACCUUGACAUGGGUGCAGGUCCCUGACUUUCAGGAUCGGUCUCGUAUGGUGUCACUCUUCCAAGAUAUCGAUGUCGUCCUCAACUUCAUCGCGGAUCCAACGGAUUCGGAUGGGGCUCUGGGCAAGACCCUGGCCGAUGCGGCCGUUGAAGCUGGCGUCAAACGCUACGCGCCGAGCGAAUGGGCAACUGGACAGGGAGUUCAGGGGGUCAUUGAUCGUUUGCCCUGGUAUCAGGGCAAAACCGAGGUCUACAAACAUCUCCAGGCGAUGAACAAGGACAAAAAGGUGCUCGAGUACUGCCUCUUUCAGCCCGGCUACAUUCUCGAGUACAUCACUCAUCCAGUACCGACUACGCGACACAUGCCCACCAUGUGGAUACCUUUCCAGCUGAGCAAGUCCCGCAUCGUCGCCGUUAAAGGCUCUGAGGAUGCGCCUUUUGUCUUGACAUCGGUCAAAGAUAUUGCACGACUUGUGCGGUUGGCAAUCGAGGAUCAGAGGCCUUGGCCCGAAAUCGGAGGCUUCACUGGGAAUCGAUACACUACGAGGCAGCUGCAGGAGGUUGCCACCAAAGUAUUAGGCAGGGAAAUCAGCUUGGAGCUGGUUCGGGAGACAGACCUUGCGUCCGGGGAGCUGAAGGUUGAGAUGCCGGAGGUGGUCCAUGCAAGCAUUCCGGAAGCUCAUCGACAGGCGUUCCACACCAAGCUCUGGAUUGGACUGCUCAGUGGGAUUGCGUAUGGCGCUAUCAACGUGACGGACGAGUGGAACCAGCGCCUGCCGGACUUUGUCCCCAUGAAGCUUGAGGAUCACAUCCAAGUCCUGUUGAAGUAGGAUACUUAGGUAGUCUUUUCGAGUAGUCCUUCCUUAUUCUACCAGAUCUACAUCCG